AUGGGUCUCCUUAACCACGAAACGAACCCAAUAUCUUCUCUAACAGCCGCCUUCACCGCUUGGAAGGGUCUUCUCCUGGCCAUCGCUCUCGGUGCGUCUGUAGCCCCAGACUACGAUACCUCAACAUCUCUCUUCUUCAGCAUCGUACAUGGCCCGACAACACCUGUUCCUGCUCUCGCUACUCGUCUGACGAGAUGGGACGCGCUGUAUUUUAUGCACGAUGCGGUGAAGGGCAAAGUGUACGAGCAGGAGUGGGCGUUUGGCAUUGGACUGCCAGCCGUUGUACGUGGCAUUAAUGGGUUAUUUGGACUUGAAGGCUGGGAUGCCAUUAUAGCCAUUGCCAUCUCGCACGUUUCUCAUCUUAUUUCUGUUCUGGCGCUAUACCAGCUCACUAUUGUGCUAUGCAAUGAUCGGAAACUUGCAUAUUUGGCUGCGGUCGUGCAUAUUCUUUCACCUGGCGGCCUCUUCCUUUCAGCGCCGUAUGCAGAGAGCACAUUUGCAUGCCUGUCCUUUGUGGCCAACCUACUUUUCGCCUUGAGUGUGAAAGCCGGCCCUGACUCACUAAGACGCAAUAUUUCUGUCAUUGGAGCAGGAUUGUUGUAUGGGAUUUCCUGUGUGUUUCGAAGCAAUGGACUCUUUGGCGGCGUUCUCUUUGCGGUGGAAGCCAUCAAAGGUCUCACAGCACUUCUUGGUGGGUUCACCUUCUCCAAAGCUCUGAGGCUUGUUGCACCUAUUAUUGGUGGGCUGUUCGUUGCAGUUGGUUUUGUUGCGCCUCAGAUUCUGGCGUGGAUGAGGUAUUGCAAUGUCCAGGAUAAUGGAGAACAACGCCCUUGGUGUACACGCCCUCUCCCAAGUAUCUACACUUUCGUCCAAGAAGAAUACUGGAACGUGGGCUUCCUCAGAUACUGGACACCCAAUCAGAUCCCCCUCUUCCUCCUUGCAGCUCCUAUGCUCACAAUCCUCAUCAAGUCAGGAACAGAAGUCGUGCGAGAACCUUCGCGAGGCCUUCGUGCCAUGAUUUCUGGCACAGAUGAACAGUGCAGGCUGCUCGUGAGAACUCUAGCUGCUGUGCAAACUCUUCUCGCCGCCUUGGCCAUCACAAACUAUCACGUCCAAAUCAUAAGUCGUAUCUCAUCUGCGUACCCUACUGACCAGCAACCACCAGGGCAACAGCCGAAUCAACAACCAGACCAUCAAUCCAACGGAUCGACCUCCACUUCACAUAUUGUCUUUGGGCUGCCCACUCCCCCUCCGACUCCCCCUCCCUUGAAUUCUGGUCUUCCGCCUCCCCCGUCUCAGCCUCCUGAUACAACUCCUGGCAACGGAACUGGAAAUUGUAUUGAAAUGUUGGUUGAGACCAAGGAGGUUGAGAACGAGGAGGUUAAUAGACAAGAGCAGGACGAGACCAAGGAGUUUAAGGGACAAGAACAAGACGUGAUAAGGGAGUUGGAAGGACAAGAACAGGACGAGACCAAGGAGUUCAAGGAACAAGGACAGGACACAACCAAACCCAUUUCUCCUGCGAGUUUUCACUCGGACUCACUUUCACAACACUCUUUUCUAGCAAGUAAGAAGCCCUCUGAAGCAACAUCCGGCCUCAGCUCUACUGCCAAGCCUAUCUUGCCGAGCUUGAGAGCCCGUCGGGGUAACCUGCAGGCUAUUGCUCGAAACCAAGCGAGUAGAGCAUGCAAGCCUUGUUAUAGAUAA
This is a messenger RNA of Fusarium subglutinans, 1707 nucleotides long. RefSeq names its product GPI mannosyltransferase 2. Gene Ontology annotation, molecular function: GPI mannosyltransferase activity; alpha-1,6-mannosyltransferase activity. The record is from RefSeq and is a predicted model, not a curated record. The coding region runs from base 1 to 1707 and encodes 568 amino acids. Gene Ontology annotation, biological process: GPI anchor biosynthetic process. The transcript has 3 exons. Gene Ontology annotation, cellular component: mannosyltransferase complex; endoplasmic reticulum membrane. Lineage: Eukaryota; Fungi; Ascomycota; Sordariomycetes; Hypocreales; Nectriaceae.